CGCUAAUUACAUUGUAUACACGGAAUGAAAUGCAAGUGUACGCGGCGACACCGCACCGGCCGACAGCGUAAGCUGAGGUAAUGUUCAAAAUAAUAAUACUUAUUUCAAGCUGAGGGUCCGCGAACCUCACGCAUGGCCCGAUGCGCCUAUUCGUUCUCUCCCGCUGCCUAUUCGCGCGCGCGGCCCCCUCAGUCGCUCGCCAGCUCGCGCCGCAAGCGGACCUAUGUCUCUCGCAGAUUACCCCCGUUCGUAGUCUCCGACGAACAUAUUUUUAAUUGUUAAAAUAAACUGGUUUCCGUGUUCACGUGCCUCGUUCCCGGCUUUUGCUAACUGGAUCUCCUGUUUAUUCACAGCUAUUGUUUUUCUUUAGUGCAAAAUGUGAUGUUAUGUGUGUUCAACGAGCGUACCGUCCUGUGUAACGUUAGCCCAAAGUGAACUCAAUGGAUGUAAUGUGCUUUUGAAUUGAAAACGUUAAUCUUUUUGAUCCUUCGCAGCCGGAUUUUUCUCUGAGAUCCAGAGGAUGACAGUUACAUCUUCAUACAAACAGCUUUCCUGAUCGCUACCCCGGACAUGAUGACGAGAAAUCAGGACCCGAGGCUUUGCGAGAGGACGGGCGAACUACAUGUGAACGAUAAACAGCAAACGGCUGGCACGGAUGCUGUAAAGGCUGUUGAACAAGGCGUCAGAGUCAUGGUGACGGCGUGGCAGGUCAGCCGGCGGGUCGCCAACGUGCUCACCUCCAACGCAUUUAUUGUGGUGCUUAUAUCCUUGGAACUGUUAGCGUGGCGGAGCGGGGCGGCGGCGCUGGCGAACUGCCCGAGCGGCUGCAGCUGCAAUGAUGAGACCCUGGUGGUGGUCUGCGAGGAGAGCCGCCUGGACGUGCUGCCCAUCGCGCUCAACCCCUCCAUCCAGCGUCUCAUUAUCCGCAACAACAAAAUCAAAACCAUCGACAGCUCCAUGCAGUUCUACGCAGAACUGCAACACCUCGACCUCUCCCAGAACCACCUUGUUAACAUUCCCACUAAAAGCUUUGCCUACCAACGGAAAUUACAAGAGCUCCAUUUAAACCAUAACAAGAUAUCAUCAGUAACUAACACCACAUUCCAAGGCUUGAAUGCGCUGACGGUCCUCAACUUAAAACGAAAUUUCCUCGAGGAGCUGACGAACGGUGUGUUCUCGACUUUGCCAAGAUUAGAGGAACUGAACCUUGGUCAGAAUCGAAUAUCGAGGAUCGAACCAAAAGCAUUCGCAGGACUUACAGCUCUGAGGAUCCUUUACUUGGAUGAUAAUCAGUUGAGUUCUGUACCUACAAUGUCCUUUAGUCUUUUGGGAAGCCUGGCUGAACUGCACGUGGGACUCAACGCUUUCUCGUACCUGCCUGACGACACCUUCGCGGGUCUAAACCGCCUGGCUGUGCUCGACUUGAAUGGAGCCGGACUCUUUAAUAUAAGCGAGAACGCAUUCAGAGGCCUUCCAGGUCUUAGAAGUUUGAAUCUCUUCGGGAAUAGACUAAGCGUAGUACCCACGCAGCAACUAGGUGGACUUACGAGAUUGGAAGAGCUGUACAUAGGCCAGAAUGAUUUCGUAGCGUUAGAAAGCCACUCAUUCAAAGGCUUGAAAAAUCUGAAACUCUUAGACAUUACUGGUGCUGCCCAGUUGGAGAGAGUCGAGAAAGGAGCUUUGGAGGACAACAUAAACUUGGAAACUAUCGUACUGGCCAAUAAUAAGAAACUAUCAGUGAUAGAAGAAGGUACUUUACUCGGCUUGCCUAAGCUGAAACAUGUUACGCUUAGAGACAACGCCAUUGUUACGAUCAGUGAAACUGUGUUCGUCGGAAAAGAGCUGAGACAACUGGAUAUCACUGACAAUCCUAUUUCCUGCGACUGCCAACUUCUUUGGCUGCAUGAAUUAUUGAAUGAGAAGAGUAAUUUCACUCAAAUCCAAUGCGCGGAGCCACUACAUUUGAAGGACAAGUACUUACGUACUAUAACUGCAGACGGUUUGGGCUGCGCCGUUCACGACACGCGGCAGCAAACGAUUAUAUGUGUCGUAGUAGUCGCCUGCGUGGCUUUCCUAGCAUCACUCGUGCUCGUGCUGUAUCGCUACCGCAAGAGCAUGCACGAGAAGCUCAAGGACUACAAGUGGAACAAGCGCGCGAUGCGCAAAGACUUGGAAUACCACAAGCCCAUCUCCACCGAAGAAGACUGCAUCCUAGAGCUUUACGCCUCCCCCAGCGUGUUCUUCAUGUCGGGCCAGCAGCAGGGCUCGGCGCGGCGCGCGCGGGGAGGCGGCGGCGGCGGCACGCUGCCCGCCAACGGCUUCACGUACAUCGGCGGCGACCGCCCGCCCCCGCUCACGCUCAACAACGGCGCGCCCGCGCUGCUCAACAACGGCUCGCUGCGCUCGUUGCCCGACAAGAAGAACAACCGCAACGGCUUCGUGUGCCACGAGAACUUCCCGCGCGCGGACCGCUACUCUCGCAAGCAGGAGAACGGGUACAUUCGCAACUCGGAAACCAUUAUCGGCUUCCCGCGAACUCGCGACUACGACGACUACAGCGAGCCCGAGUACUCGGUGAUCGCGGAGGCCGAUCGCGACUAUCGUUCGUGCGCGCACUCCAACACCUUCAACUGUUGAGCCCGGGAGGCGUGAACUUUCAAUCGUUUGUGAUCUUGUAAUUCUAGCAAUAAAUCUUCAUUCCAUUAAGUUUUUCUAUGGAGGACCUUGUGAUGGGACUUAGUGUAGCGGUUAGUGACGUUUAGAACUUCGGGAUCGGUGUACGUGCGACCAGUGAGGACUAUGUAUCGUAUUCGGUUUAAGAGAGUACAUUAUUUGUAAAUUAUAAAUUUAAGUAGCGAUGGAUCUAUUUUUCGAUGGGGCGGAGGGCGGUUGGAAGUGAGACUUUCAUGAAGACGCCCGUCUGUACAGACUAGUCGCGUGCGGCAAGCGCCGCUGCCACGUAAGGUCGCCUUUGCACUUUUGCACCUGCGUUCCUACUUACGCGAAUAAAACUUACAAGUACAAAGGCGGGGUAAAUACAUCAUCAUCUAUGUGAUUCGUAAGUAUCCUACCUAUGGGUAGGCGGUACUUUGUAUUUGUUUUGUACAAAAACCAUUCCAUAAGUCUUUUUAAUGUCUAAAUUUUUAUUUAUAACGAAUAAAUAUUAAGUGUGCGUUAAAUAAGACACCAAUAUGAAUGAUAGGUAACCUAUUAUAGGAUUAAUAAAUGUAAAUAUAUUUAUACUAUAUUGAGAUAUUUAUAAAAUUUAAUACGAUCUUAUUCUUCUUAAAGUUUCAUAAAAUUAUUUCUGUAUUUCACUUACAUUAGUAUGACUAGUUUAAUCGGGCCCCUGGUAUCGUAUUUCCUCCUCGUCACUAUUGUUAAUACAUUGUAUUUCAUAUUAGGUACGGCAGCACCCACUUCUUACCUGUAUGUCUCACUUUUCGCUCAAAUCUCACAAAUGCAUAACGGACCUACUUAAGUUUCAGUGAAAUUGUAGAUGCCGUAAAAUGGGGUGAUUUAGGAAUGACGGGGUUAAAUGACAACUUAUAAUUUUCUAAAUUAACUUGAUCCAUUCAAGUAAACAGCAUAAAAUACAACUACCAAAAAUAUCGAAAAAAAAAUAGCAUUUCAAGGUCACCUCAUUCUGCUGUAGGUACAUAUUCUCAUGUCGCAACGAUUUUUUGUUAAUAUUUAAGUUCAUCAUUGCCAUUACAUGAUUACAGUAAUUAAUUAUGUCAAAAUAAAAUAUGUAAUCUUUAAGAGAUGUUGAUAUUUAAAUCAGCUACAAUAAGUGUGCUACUGAAAGCAAUACAUAAUAUUAAAACUGUUAUAGAUAUAUUUCACAAACUUGUAAAGGCUAUUUAUCAAUAAAUAGAGAACUUAACUUACAAUACAAACGAAAGACCCAAUAAAAAGAUAUCAGAAAAUUCAUAAAUUACAAUGCCCGUUUCUUUAUUUAUUUCGUUUGAAGCUAAAUAGAGCGAAUAAGUAUCUAAUCUCGACGUACGACGAGAAUGAAAUAUUAUAGCCAUCAUGUUAUAAAAGCUAGAGCUUGGCAAAAAAGAGCAGAAAUAAAAAGUGUCAACACUGUAGUGUCGUCCUUUUUAAACCAAUUUAUAUAAGAAAACGGGACGACACUACAGUGUUGCCACUUUUUAAUUUCUACUCUUUUUUUGCCAAGCUGUAGGUAAGUGUUGCAAUAUAAAAUGUAAAAAGUUUUUUAUUUAUUAAUACUAGCCUAACCAUAGUCUGAUAAUUUUAAAGCACUUAGAAAUAUUCUGUUAUACUAUGCGCUAGAUGCCUGCCACGUUAUAAGUAUCUUACGACAUUUUUACGAAUAAAAUUAUUUGACUUGUUUAACGUAGGUACAAUGUAGUUCGGAAAAUUGAGUUCCUUUUAAUAUUUGCAAUGUAAUUUACACAGGGUCUGAGAAGUUCGAAUAUGGAACGAAUUUAAGCUGUUCGAAUUUCGAAAUUCAGAGUUGCAGUCUAUGGGAGCUAAAAUUCGUGGAAAUCAGAAUGCCGAAUGAAUACGAGUACACUUUGCAUAAGUUACCCAAUAACGUUAAUAUUUUUCCGCGUAAAUUGGAAUAACGUCAAGUCUAGGAACUUGAGGAAACGUGAAAACCGUUAUACGAAAAAUAUUUUUUAAACCAAUUCAACGAACGAAACGAAUGUUUUUUGUGUAGCUAAUAUAUAUUUUAAAAAAAUCUGGGGGUCACGUAAAAGUAACGAGAGUCACGAUUUCUUUCCUUGUUUUUUUAAAUAACGAAACAAAUUUAAGUGUCAAUAACAGGUAUAGGGUAAAAAGAACCCGUAUCCAGAGAUCAAUUAGCACUAAAAUAUGUAACUUGAAUGAAAGGGACAUACAAUAAAAUGGUGACUCGCGUUACUCUUGCCGCGACCCAGAAGUGUCUUCAGGUUUCCAAUACAAUUUGCUUAUGUUCUACUGAUCAUUCGAACUACUCCUACUACUACUUAUUUGUGGAUAAGAAUCCACUCCAAAAAUACAUGUACUUUAAAAACUUUUCUCUAACUAAACGUUGAAACUUGAUCUUAUGGUGGCGUAUGUUCAUACUUCAUGUAAAUAUGGAGAAUAUAAAGACUAAGAUAUGUGGGCAUGCGUUCGUGCCUCGUGGAUGCCUAAACAUGUAUACAACUAAAUGAAUACAUAUGAAAAAUUGUGAUUAGUGUACAUAACAUUAUCUACACGACGUUGUAAUAGAAUCAUCGGUCAUUUUCUGUAUUUUAUUGUAGUUAUUACCUACAUACAAACUCGAUAAAUAUAACAUACCUCAAAUUUA
This is a messenger RNA of Cydia splendana, 5305 nucleotides long. Its product is annotated as leucine-rich repeat neuronal protein 1-like. The coding region runs from base 571 to 2637 and encodes 688 amino acids. Gene Ontology annotation, molecular function: protein binding. The record is from RefSeq and is a predicted model, not a curated record. The transcript is spliced from 9 exons. Lineage: Eukaryota; Metazoa; Arthropoda; Insecta; Lepidoptera; Tortricidae.